Messenger RNA from Patiria miniata (bat star), 4816 nucleotides. RefSeq names its product fibroblast growth factor receptor 3-like. The coding region runs from base 452 to 2359 and encodes 635 amino acids. Gene Ontology annotation, biological process: multicellular organism development; cell surface receptor protein tyrosine kinase signaling pathway; protein phosphorylation. Gene Ontology annotation, molecular function: transmembrane receptor protein tyrosine kinase activity; ATP binding. Lineage: Eukaryota; Metazoa; Echinodermata; Asteroidea; Valvatida; Asterinidae. The record is from RefSeq and is a predicted model, not a curated record. Gene Ontology annotation, cellular component: signaling receptor complex. The transcript is spliced from 12 exons.
AGCCGGCCUGCUAGCAGUGGUGUACAAGUUGCUCUUGCAUGUGGGCAGAGGAAUGUUAGAGUGUUGUUUUGUUGUUGGACCAUGGUUGAACCAACCUUUAUUUACUCUUCAAUGGCCUUUUCUCUCGUCAAAGAACUGAAAAAUGGCUGUCUCUGACUCAUUGUACUUUGAAGAGUUACUGGUGUAAAAAGUCUCUCCACUUGUGGUUCAGUGCAACAAAUUUCAUGAGUUGUUCUAAUGGAUCUUUGAGGAAACUUGCAGUGAUGCUUGGUGGUGAUAAGUUUUCCAAUGUGGUUUCUUUUAUUUGGAUUCAUACGUGCGUAACUCUUGUCCAUGGAUGACUGGAUUGACUUGACAGUCUACCAGUGUGUGUGUUAACAUUCAGCGACAAUCAACACCGUAUGUUGUGAUUGUUGAUUGCGUACAUACUUCCUGUUCGGAAUUGUCACCGAUGGCGUCGGGGAGGAUUUUUUGUGGCGUGACGUAUUUCUCUGUGGGGCUGGUAGCGGCUUUGGUUUUUGUACAACUUCUGCAGCCGGUCAGGACGCAGAACUCCACUACGUUGACCAUGUCUACUAUGCCUACCACGUCUACCAUGCCUACAACGUCUGCCACGUCUGCCAUGUCUACCAUGUCUACCAUGUCAACAUCGACAGAAACUCCAGUGCCAACUCAGGAACCUAGCGAUACCAGCCGACCCAUAACCACCGCGACAAAUCCCCCGACAGAUCCGGCCACAGAUGGAGUCACAGACCCAGCGAACAACACAUUGACAGAUUCAGAAACUGCUGCAGUGACAGACCCAGUGAAUAAGACGGUGACAGACCCCGUGAGGGAACCAGUGACGGGCACGAUGGGACCCACGUUGGAUCCUCGGCCCUGCAUACCGGAUCCGUGCCAAGGGAACGGAGAGUGCAUCCUGGAGAAUUCUGCUGCCGGUUACAGAUGUAGUUGUAAUAAUGGAUUUGCAGGGUAUGCCUGCGAAAUAAACUUGAAUCCUUGCCUGAGUAAUCCGUGCGAUGAAAUUGAGACCACCUGCAUCAGUGACUAUUACAACCAUUAUCGCUGCGCACCAUGGGCUGAGUUGAACGGCACCGAGCCAUCCUUCAUCACCACGGCAGUAUCCAUGGAUACCUGGCUGACCGGUUCAACCAUAGGCAUCAUCGUCGGCCUGUGCAUCGCCACACCGCUCUUCGUUCUGUGGAUCGUCCUCAUAGUCUGGUGGACGACCUGGCGCAAGCUGCACGCGGACGACCAGAAGAAGUACAGCAUCCAGUACGCUGAGGAAGCUGCCAACAAGUACAGCAACAACAAGUAUAAAAUGGGCAAUGCUAAGUCUUGGCUGGUGCCGGACGGCCGCAGCUCGAUGCGCGCCCACAAGAUGCGAGAUCGCUGGCUGAUUCACGAGUCGCAGGUGGAGCUGGGCAAGCUGAUCUACAGCGGAGAGUUUGCCUACAUCUGCGAGGGCAUGUACAAGAGCAAAGAGCGAGAUGCCCCUGAUAAAGUGGUGGUGAAGCUCCUACGAGAUGAGAAAGAUGACGAGUCACUGAAUGAGCUAAAGAAUGAGUUUGAGGUGCUUGCCUGCAUGGGGCGUCACCCCAACGUUGUCUGGCUGCAGGGCAUGUGCACUAGGGUGCUGGAAGAAUCAACUCAGACGUGUCUAAUCAACGAGUACGUGGCUCGUGGCGACAUGCUUCGCAUCUUGCGUCGCGGACGGUGUCGGCGAAGGGACCAGCCUCCCUUCUCCCCGACGCCUGUGGACGAACUGAUGAGCUUUGCCUGCGAUAUCGCGCAGGGCAUGAGACACAUCACGCUACUUAGGUACGUGCACAGGAACCUGUGUGCCAAGAACGUCCUCAUUACCUUCAACAACAAGGCCAAGAUUGCGGACUUCAGCAUGGCAACUGAACUCCCUGGCUCCACGGAGUAUGUACCUCACGCUGAACACAGAAAUAAACAUAUCAAGCGAUGGAUGGCUUACGAAGCCCUUCUGGAAGAUGUGUACAGCAUCAAAAGUGAUGUGUGGUCGUUUGGUGUAGUUCUUUGGGAGAUUGUUACCUUAGGUGGAAUGCCAUACUACAACAUCAAGACUUCUGAUCUGUUCGGCGAGCUGCGGGAUCACAAUCGCAUGGAGUGGCCGAACCACUGCUCCCCGGAGUUCUACGAUCUCAUGCUGCGUUGCUGGCACCGUCGGCCUGAGAGCAGACCCUCCUUUGACAUGCUGUGCACGGAACUCAAGAAAAUGAAGCCCAUGGCAAAGAAACACCUGAAUUUGAAGGGAUACACCUACCAGCUGUAUGUGCCAGUGAAACUGGAGGAGGAUGUUAUCGACACGACGCAAGAUUCUACGUUUGUCUGAGUGGAGGAAACAAGCACCAACUAUCACACUCCGGAAUCACCGUAGUAACCAAGGAACAUGUUAUCAUGACACAACAGGGAUUUUGAGUUACCAAGCAAAGAAACUCCCCGAGCACAGAAGAAACAUGUUGCUAAGCACGAACAGGUUACCAGCCAAAAUGCCAUGCAGUGUACAUUGCUUAUAUAACUGGUUCUCAGCUGAUAUGUGCUUAGCAUGUAAAUUACCUGAGCGCUGUUUUAAGAUAUAAGCAGAUCCCUUAAAUCUGAGAAAUACUGCCUAGCACAUUUAAUUAUGUACUAAACGAAAAAAAAAGCCGGGUACCAAUCAAUAUUAAUUGCAAAACAUUUUGGUUGGUAACCUGUGUUUGCUAAGCAAUUAUUUUCUGUGCUAAGGUAGUUUCUGUGAUUUCACAAAACGCUAAGACACGUCUAAGGAAGGGUAACUUGUCUUAACUAGCGACUCGUCCUAGGAUCAAUUUCACCAAACGUAAGAAGCGUUCAACAUUCUGUUGUGCACUGCAAAAUAACUUAAGGGUUUAAAGUACCCGUAUUAAUGGUCCAUAUUAUCCUUGUUCCCAGGUUAACUUUUAACUGCAUGCACAAGAAGUACCCCCUCAAUGGUUAUAAAGGGAGAGUUAGGGGAGACCACUUCGAUGGCUGACGCCAUCGUCAGGGUCCAUGGGCCUUAUUCACGAGUCGGCCAUAUUGAAUUGAAAGUUAGGUAAAAUCUAAAUUUUUGGAAGUUGCGAAGAGAAACGAAAGCAAUUUUAUUUAUAAUAAAUUCCAGUCUGCUUCAAUGAAUAAUUUAACAUUGGUAAUUAACCAUUCCCUAAUGUUUAAAGCCAUAUUUAACAAAAAAAGGACAGUAAAAUAAAGGCUGCAUUGUGCCUGCAUAAAUAGUCUGGCGCCAUCCCAUUCAACAGUUAGCAAUUAAUGAAAUACAUUCAGGGAACUCGACAAAAAUGGCCAACUUGUGAAUAAGACCCAUAAGGGGCCGAAGUUAAGAUUCGGGAAAUGCAUGAAGUAUUAAUGCAACUCACUGUAAUAUUUCACAGCAGUCAUGGCAGAACAAAGAUGCUCUGGUCAAUAACAAUGCUGCAUCAGUGAAAAUGUGAGAUAAAAGUAUUUUUAACUAUUAGACCCUUUUUGUCAUUUUAAUUUGACCCUUUUUGUCAUUUUAAUUCAGUUUUACAAGAGGUCUACUCGUGCACAUUGCUGUGCAACAAAAAGCACAGACCUCAAAACGUGGCUGCAUUGCAAAGGGGCUGUAGUAGUUUUUCGCUGAGCUCAAAAACCAACAUGUGCCUUUUUUUGGUUGUCUUCCUUGAAAUCGCUCAACCUUAUAAAAAGACUUCAUAAUUUGGGUUUUGUAUCAAAAGCUGCAGGAAUUUUUAUUCUGUAAAUAUUGGAGGAAAAAAAAGUAAUAUGUAAAUGUGGCUUUUUGGAAAAAUAAUGGUCUUCACUGUAAGAAUUUUUUUACAAACUGUUAUUCAGAGCAAUAUGUAAAACCCUUUAAAACCCUGCUGGUCAGUUUCAGGUGAAGAAAUAUGAAGUGUUAAACUGUGUCACACAGAGAGUCACUGCACACAAAAACAGCACUGUGGAGAGCAGUGAAGCGUGACUGAAUCUGCCUGCUUGCCCUGAGCUUAACCACACAAAAGAAUUGAGCAGGGAUUUGAAGCGUUAUCCAUACUCCACAGAAGAUUUACCUCAAAAGAAUUUGAAGUGUGGGCGCUAACUCUAUAGGUAAAAGUGGUUUUGCAAAACUUGGGGUUGUUAAGUGUGGAAGACUAGGAUCACAAUACCACUUUUGUCUUUUGCAACUAUUAUCCAAUUUUGAAGGGAGUUUUUUUAAAAGGCACUGGAUUGGCAAAAUCAUUUUACACAGAGAAGAUUUUAAAAUAGAAUCAAAUAUAACUUCCAACUUUUAUUAUGUAAUAUAGCCUGGUGCAUGGUACAAUAACAAUUUUUGAUAUUAAGCAAAAUGUGUGAAUUUUUUUUUAUACACGGUUAUGGUUGUACAUAUUAAAUUUAUGCUGAAUUAAAAUGGCCUAUUUAAAUUAUUUUAAAGUAUUGUCAAAACCGAUAUACAUGUAUUAAAAAUCAAGGCUUACCCCAAUUUGUCAAAACAAAAUGUCUUUCUGUUUUAUAUAAGGAAACUUCCAUAUUGUGUUAAGUUUUUUUGCGGUUAAUUGCAAAUAAUCUUCCUGUCCUAUAUACUUGCGUUUGUAGUCUUCCUUAAAACAACACAACUCAGUGCUUGUCAAGUUUGAACAAGUUUGAUAUAAUUUGUUUUCAACUCGUCCAAUAUUAAAAUGACUUUCCUAAAACUGUUUGAACACAAUUUUUUCCCCCAUGUUGCUGCUCCAACUGCAAUCCUUUAAUGGACAAUACACUAAAGACAUUUCAAAAUAACAUUUACUGGUUUUAAUAAAGGAUUUUUUAUUAAUAAAGGAUA